Messenger RNA from Ectocarpus siliculosus, 677 nucleotides. NCBI's taxonomy places the organism in Eukaryota, Phaeophyceae, Ectocarpales, Ectocarpaceae. The record is from the annotation of a GenBank genome assembly.
GCCUCACGCACCCUCCUCUGCACGCCCAACUCCCCCCCGUGUCUACUCCACUCUGCAAAUAUGGGAGAGCAACUCAAGUUCCGCGGCCAGCUGGUGGCUCACGAGGACUGGGUCACGUCCAUCGCGGCCACCUCGGAGAACCCGGACAUGAUCGUGUCCUCGUCCCGCGACAAGAGCAUCAUCGUCUGGAAGCUCCAGCGCGGGGAGGACCAGUACGGUUACCCCCACCGCUCGCUCACCGGCCACUCCCACUUCGUGUCUGAGGUCGUUAUCUCCUCCGAUGGACAGUUCGCGCUGUCCGGGUCGUGGGACGGAACCCUGCGGUUGUGGGAGAUCCAGUCCGGCCGCACCACCCGCCGGUUCGUCGGCCACGCGAAGGACGUUCUUUCGGUGGCCUUCUCGGCUGACAACAGGCAGAUCGUGUCUGGGUCCCGCGACAAGACCAUCAAGCUGUGGAACACCCUCGGGGAGUGCAAGUACACCAUCCAGGAGGACGGUCACACGGAGUGGGUGUCAUGCGUACGGUUCUCCCCGUCGCCGUCCGCCCCCGUGAUCGUGUCGGCGGGAUGGGACAAACUCGUCAAGGUCUGGGCCCUGUCGAACUGCAAGCUGCACACCAACCUCAUCGGCCACACCGGGUACUUGAACACGGUGACAGUGUCGCCGGACGGGUCGCU